AUGUUAAUUAAUAAGAAAAUAUAUCUAAUAUUAUGGGUCAUCAUUGCACUCACACUUUCUUUGCUAUUCUUUUUUGAUCAAUUCUUUAUUUAGAUCUUAAUUAUUGGAUUAUUAUGUUUUAUAACAUGGACAAUAAGCCCAAAGUGGUAACCCUAAUUAGGAAGAGAAAUUUCAAAAAUUAAUACAACUUGUGUUGCAUUUGGAUGCCUCAUUUAUUUAGCUUGGAUUAUUAGAAAUAGUUAUACAGGAUUUAGCAUUUUUUUAUUAAAUUAAGUCUUAUUUCAUAUGGGUGAGAUGUUGCAUGUUGCAUUUUAUAAAUUCAAUGAAAUAAAAUGGGGAAGUAUCAAAUUAAAUAAUUAGGUUACUUAAUAAACCACAGUUUUGGAUACAAUUUGGCGAUCUCAUUUUCAAUAUCUGAAUAUUUUCUAGAAUCUUCUUUAUUCAAUAAAAAUAUUUAUAUAUUCAUAUUUAUUGGUUUUCUAACAACUUUGUUAGGACAUAUUUUUAGAAUUGGUGCAUUUAUAUCAGCUAAAUAAAGUUUCCAUCAUUAAGUUUAAAGUAAAAAAGCUUCAGAUCAUAUUUUGAUAACAAGUGGAAUUUACAAGUAUUAUUCAUAAUAGAAUUUUAUAUUAGAAUCAGCAGACACCCUAGUUAUUUUGGUUUUUUUAUCUAUUCAUUAGGAUAAUAAAUUAUUAUGAUAAAUCCUAUCUCAUUUAUAGCCUAUGUUCCAGUUCUAUAUAAAUUUUUUAUUUCAAGAAUUUAUUUAGAAGAACAUUAUCUAUAUUAAUUUUUUGGUUAUGCAUAUUAAGAAUAUAGUGCUAGGACACCAGUAUUAAUUCCAUUUAUAGAGUAUUUUUUAAGAUUUUGA
This is a messenger RNA of Paramecium sonneborni, 868 nucleotides long. The record is from the annotation of a GenBank genome assembly. NCBI's taxonomy places the organism in Eukaryota, Ciliophora, Oligohymenophorea, Peniculida, Parameciidae.